GGCGUGGCACAGACCGCCUCUAUAUAAACUCCCGCCCGGCUCCGCCGCCGCCAUUUUUGUGCCGCUAUGACGGUGACGAUUGCGGCGGCCGCGACGGCGGCGACAACGGGGACGUGUCCGGGGUGGGGACCCCCGAAACGGGCCCCCCGGGGCUGGGGACCCCCCGAGCGGGCCCCCCGGCCCGGCCUGGGCCUCACCCCGGCCCCCCCGCGCUACUUCACGUUCGAUCCGCCCGUGGGGCCCAGCGGCCCCUCCCGGCCCCGGCGCCGCCACCGCCGCGUCCUCUACCCGCCGCUGGUGCGCCGGGCGCCCCCCCCGGACGAGCCGAGCGCGGCCAAGCGGCUGCUGGUGCUGCUGCUGCUGGUGGUGAGUGCGCAGGUGUACAGCGCGCCCGGGGAGGGGACAGACACGGGGACAGACCUGGGGACACCAGACACACCUGCGGUGGCACCCGAGGUGUCCACGGGGACACCGGACACCCCCCUGGGGACACCGGAGACACCCGCGGUGACACCAGAAACACCCGCGGUGGCACCGGUGACACGACGGUGACACCAGAGACACCCCUGGGGACACUGGAAAUGUCCGUGGGGACACCCCUGGGGACACUGAACACCCCUGGGGACACCGGAGACACCUGUGGUGACACCAGACACCCCUGGGGACACUGAACAUCCAUGGGGACACCUGUGGUGGCACCGGACACCCCCCUGGGGACACGGGAGACACCCACGGUGACACUGGAGACACCCGUGGGGACACCAGAGACGCCCCUGGGGACACUGAACGUCCAUGGGGACACCAGAGACCCCCCUGGGGACACCAGAGACACAGUGGGGGCACCUGAGACACCUGGGGACACCAGAAACACCCGCGGUGACACCAGACACCCCUGGGGACACUGGAAACGUCCAUGGGGACCCCCCUGGGGACACCGGAGACCCCCCUGGGGACACCCGCGGUGACACCAGAGACCCCCCUGGGGACACCCGCGGUGACACCAGAGACACCCGUGGGGACACGAGUGACACGAUGGGGACACCAGAGACACGAUGGGGACACCCGAGCCCCCCUGGCGCCGCCCCCAUCGCCUGCUGUGACAUUUUGGGGCCAAUUGCCGCGAUUUCGGGGGCUCCGCGGGCGCCGCUACCUCAUUGGUUCCUUCGUUAAUUAACGUGCUUCUCCGUUAUUUAUUGGAUCCAUUGGUUAUUUAUUGGAUCCAUUGGUUAUUGGAUCCAUUGAGUAUUGAUUGGAUCCAUUGAGUAUUGAUUGGAUCCAUUGAUUAUUCAUUGGAUCCAUUGAUUAUUCAUUGGAUCCAUUCUUUAUUGGACCCAUUGAUUAUUGAUUGGACCCAUUGAUUAUUGAUUGGGUCCACUGAUUAUUCAUUGCAUCCAUUGGUUAUUGAUUGGGUCCAUUGAUUAUUGAUUGGGUCCAUUGAUUAUUGGAUCCAUUGAGUAUUGAUUGGAUCCAUUGAGUAUUGAUUGGAUCCAUUGAGUAUUGAUUGGAUCCAUUGAGUAUUGAUUGGAACCAUUGAUUAUUUAUUGGAACCAUUAUUUAUUGCAUCCAUUGGUUAUUUAUUGCAUCCAUUGGUUAUUGGUUGGAACCAUUGGUUAUUUAUUGGAACCAUUGAUUAUUUAUUGGAACCAUUAUUUAUUGCAUCCAUUGGUUAUUUAUUGGAUCCAUUGGUUAUUGGAUCCAUUGGUUAUUUAUUGGAACCAUUAUUUAUUGCAUCCACUGGUUAUUUAUUGGAUUGAUUAUUGAUUGGAUCCAUUGAUUAUUGAUUGGGUCCAUUGAUUAUUUAUUGCAUCCAUUGCUUAUUUAUUGGAUCCAUUGGUUAUUGGAUCCAUUGAUUAUUUAUUGCACCCAUUGAUUAUUUAUUGCAUCCAUUAUUUAUUGGAUUAAUUUAAUGAAAGCCGUAUUUAUCUGA
Messenger RNA from Columba livia (rock pigeon), 1927 nucleotides. It is a transcript of the gene IER3, whose product is annotated as immediate early response 3. The record is from RefSeq and is a predicted model, not a curated record. NCBI's taxonomy places the organism in Eukaryota, Metazoa, Chordata, Aves, Columbiformes, Columbidae. Gene Ontology annotation, cellular component: nucleus. Gene Ontology annotation, biological process: negative regulation of apoptotic process; DNA damage response. The transcript is spliced from 2 exons. Bases 67 to 552 code for a protein of 161 amino acids.